Dinoponera quadriceps is the source of this 4641-nucleotide messenger RNA. RefSeq names its product DNA repair protein complementing XP-G cells (gene mus201). Gene Ontology annotation, molecular function: single-stranded DNA binding; DNA endonuclease activity. The transcript has 9 exons. NCBI's taxonomy places the organism in Eukaryota, Metazoa, Arthropoda, Insecta, Hymenoptera, Formicidae. The record is from RefSeq and is a predicted model, not a curated record. Gene Ontology annotation, biological process: nucleotide-excision repair. Gene Ontology annotation, cellular component: nucleus. The coding region runs from base 488 to 3901 and encodes 1137 amino acids.
UACCGCGUCAUUCUAUUAGGUGUACAAAUGAAUAACCCCCUGUUUUUAAGCAGUUAGGAAAUUAAUUUUGAAAUCAAUUGAUUUUCCCGCUCUUUUGCUCUUUUGAAUGCGUGUGUGCAUGCGUGUGAUGUUUGCACCAUCCGUCGCUGGAGGAUCGUGUAUCUGUUGAAUACGACAAAUAUCCCGGGCGAACAUAGUCGACGAUCGUUUCCCGAUUGACGCCUUGCCGCCUCUUCGCAUUCUUCAUACGAGUAUCGUGAUGUUAAUUGUGCACCGCGAACUUGAUUUCUCGAGAAAUUCCGUAUUUUUAGGUUACGCGAGAAUAUUGACAGAAAGAGAGAAAGAGAAAGAGAAUACUCGUCGAGUACAGUGAAUUAAUCAUCACGAAGCAUGCUCGAUGAUCCAAAAUAUUCGUUUCGGAGGCGUUAGAACCGUCUCUUUCCUGUGAUACGUACCGUUUUGGUGUAAACGGAUUUUCUCACGAAUAAUGGGAGUGUACGGCUUGUGGCGGUUGCUGGACGCAUCCGGCAAACCGGUGGUCUUGGAGAGCCUCGAGGGCAAAGUUCUGGCGAUCGACAUAUCGAUAUGGAUAUACCAGAUGUUGCAAGGAUACCAGAAUCAACACGGCACUACCAAGCCUAACGCUCAUCUGCUCGGUCUGUUUAUCAGGAUAUGCAAGCUUUUGUACUACAGGAUCAAGCCUGUCUUCGUCUUCGAUGGCGGCGUGCCGAUGCUCAAGAAGAAUACAAUUGCCUCACGCAGAAAGCAGAAGUCCAUCGCCACAAACAAGGCGCAGAAGAUGAAGGCAGACUUGAUAAGCAACUUAAUAAAGCACACCAUGGCGAAGACCGUUCUUAAUCAGGAUCCUAAGGCGGAUCCGGAUAAUGGAGCGAUGCAAAUGACGAUAAAUUUGCUGACUAAACGCCCAGAGGAAGAUAUGUUCGCUCUGCCCGAUAUGUCCAGCAACGGUGACACGCAGACUCACGUAAUCGAUGACGACGAGUACGAUUCUGACGUGUCUGUCGAGCUGAGUCCGCGGAAGCAGUCCAAGUGGAUGGGAAACAUACACAAUGUUGACGUAGCCACCAACGAAUUCAAAGCGUUACCCGCGGACGUCCGUUACGACAUACUGACCGACCUGCGGGAGACGAGGAAGCAAAAUUCCUGGGGCCGUUUACACGAGAUGCCCGAAGUACGUGAAUCACAGGAGUUCUCAGGCUUUCAGAUGAGACGUCUGCUGAAACGCAGAUACGUGCAACAGUCCUUGGAGACCGCCGAGAAGGAAAUGGGCGGCAAGACGCUGACGCUGGAGGAGCUGGAUAAAUUGCUGACCGAACAAGGAAUCGACACGAAAGGCAGAGACGCGGCGUUCCGAAUUGCCGCGGAUGACACGACUCGAUUAAUCUACAUCAGUGACAAGAACGCAUUAAACUCCGCGGAAAGUUCUGUUGGUAACGAAGCGGAAACGGGCGAAAACGAAUCGUCGCGGGACAAAAGCGGGGAAGUUGAGCCAGUCGCCGGUCCAAGCAAUCCUACACCAAUCGUGGAAAACAUGAACGAAUAUGAGCUGAAUGAUGACUCCGACAACGACGUCGUGUCAAUCCACGACGAUCCUGUGCCUAUUGCAGAAGAUGUGAAUGAAUACGCGUUUGACAGCGAUUGGGAGUCUGCUGCGAAUGAGUCACGGCCUGUGGAUAAAAAGUACUUUGGCAAAAAUACAAGGAAUCCCGCAUUAACGUACAUGUUGGAGUACAGCGGCUUGAGCCAGGAUCAAAUAAUACAUCUCAUCAGUCACAAUAAUAACGAGAGCUGUAAGACUGCAGGCAAGAAAGCGUCCGAGAAGGAUAUUCGCUCGGAAUCUGCGGAAAGUGGGGAUCCAAUGGGCGAUAAAUUGACGUCACUUGAAGCUAUCGAAAAUCGCGAGGACGUUUCGAAAGCUGUGAAAUUGCGGAACAUGCAAGACACGCAAGGAUGCUUGGCCAGAGAGGAUCCGUUGACUGUCGAGUCAAUUCCGUCCAGUUCAGAGUGUGAUAAUUCCAUCGAAGUUGAGCCUCUUGAAAAUAACGCUGAGACAUCAGAAUUCACCGCGAAAUCUCGCGCCGCGAAUUCAAGUAAUGAAAUAAUACCCGAGGAGCGCUCCGUCGCAAAGCUCGACGAUGUGACGCAAGCGGACACGUCGGACUCGGGCUCCGAUGAUUUCAUUGAGAUCCACGAUGUCCCGAUACCCGACGUCUCGAGGACGUCCACGAGGAAUGAAAAUCUCGAAAUAACUAUCAAAUCCGGCGACAAGCUGGAGGACGACUUGUUUGCCGAUGUAUUCGGGAAAAUGGCUCGAAGCCAAGCUGUGUCGACGAGUUACGCAAAGCAUGUCAAAUCCGUUGAUGUGAACGACGAACACCGGGCGGUAUCAGUUCCUGAAGACGGUAAUAAUGUAAAAAAACUGGACACUAUAUCUGAAGAACCGACGGAGGAAGCGGAAAAAACAGAUAUCGCAUCGUCAGAAAAUGUUCAGUCGACUGAGAAUGCAUCAAAUGACGACGGCAAAGUAAACGAUUCUCUAAGCCCUGACAAACCAACGGAGCAAAAUAAUACGAAUAGUGAAGUUGAUUUUUCCAAGGAAUCUGAACAAAAAAAGCCAGUAAUGUUACCUAUAAGUGAGGAAGGUUGGAUAAAACUAAAGGACCAAUUGGAGGACGAGCAGGAGGAACUCACAAAGAGCAUCGGCAAGCUCGAGAGACAAGCUACCAAUAUUUCGGAGCAAGUCCAAAUUGAGGCGCAGGAAUUGUUACGUUUAUUUGGCAUACCCUAUGUAGUGGCUCCUAUGGAAGCAGAAGCGCAGUGCGCCUAUCUAGAGCAAAGUAAGUUAACCAACGGCACAAUUACAGACGACUCCGACAUCUGGCUGUUCGGGGGCCAAUGUGUGUACAAGAAUUUUUUCAACAAUAGCAAGAGAGUGCAGCAAUUCUGUGCCUGUGAUAUCCAGCAUCAUUUUAAACUUACCCGUAAUCAGCUGAUACAAUUAGCCCUACUGGUCGGCAGCGAUUACACCACAGGGGUGGCUGGCAUCGGACCUGUCACUGCGCUGGAAAUAUUAGCCGCCUUUCCCACCGAAGGGGACAACGUGCUGCACGGUUUACAUAAUUUCUACUCAUGGAUGAAGAACGGAAGAAUUGCGACUUCUGGGAAGGCAGGCUUGCGCAAUAAACUGCGAAAUGUGAAAUUGGACAGAGAUUUCCCGAAUCAAGCGGUCGUUCAAGCGUAUCUCUUCCCCACGGUCGACGAGUCGAAAGAAACUUUCACCUGGGGCAAGCCGAACGUGAUGCUUCUUUGCGACUACGUCAGGCGGAAGUUCGGAUGGACCAAAGGCAAGUUCGACGACACGAUAAUACCAGUGCUGAGGAGAAUGGAGGAGAAAAAGAGCCAGAAGAUCUUGGAUUUGUAUUUCAAGACAAUGGUAUCCCCGAAACUCAUCGAGUCGAACCUGAGUAAACGAGUACAGAAAGCUGUGCACAGAUUGAAUAACAAGGACGACGGGGAAGGAGAAGAUGCAAACGGCGAGACGCGAGUUAAAAAGAGAAAGAAAAGUAAUGCCGGUCAGAGGUCGGAGAAGGAAGAGAAGACGAUCGAGUCCGAUGUACCAACUUGUACCAAGCCUAAGGCACUCGUCGGAUCAAACGAUGUUCUCGAUGAUGCGAUUGCCGUAUCCGUUGUUCACGAUCGAACCGCCGAUGAAUACAUACCGCAACGGGAGAGGGAUAAGGCGAACGCAUUCGAGAAGAAAUUGCGUGCCAUAGAAAUAUUUAGGAAAUCGAAACAAGGCUUGGCCAGAACGAAGAAAGUGAGACGCAUUGUACGGAAAGUCAAGAAAGAGGUGGAAUUAUCGGAAAGCGACAGCAAUUAGAUCUAAAUUAAUUGAACUUGUGUGGGGAGGAGGCAGAUUUUUUUACAGUGUUCGCUAUAAAUUUUCUGUCGGCGGCUCGUUAGUCAAAGUACAACAAGAUCGCCAGAUGAACAGAGAGGAGCAGAGAAGAUGAGCAGAAUACGAUUGCAAAUUGACGGCAGAAAACGAAUUUGGAAUCUGUUGUUCCAUAAUUAUUUGAAUACCCUUAAAUAGAACAUACCGCAGAUUCUACUCGGUUUUGGCCGUCUGCUGUCACAACAGAUUGUCGAUAAGACUUGAGCUUAAAGCUACAGAGUCUAUAGAGUCGCUGACUGUCCUUGUUUGUUGUAAUGUUCAUUAUAUCCAGUUACAGUGCGUUCUUAUUCAAUUAUGCGUUCCGAUAAAUUAUAAAAGGAUAUGUCGGCAAAAUCUAAUUUAUAUAAGUAGUAAUUUUUCAUAUUUUUUAUGACCAAAAUUAAUGCUUUUUGAUUAUUUGCAAUAAAUUGUGAUAAAAGAAUCCGUAAGAUAUUUUUUAAUCCAAUAUGAUGGUAUUGCGAUCAGAAAGUAGCUAAUUUGAUCUGAUAUAAAUGUUCCUUUGUUGAUUAAUUUGAACAGUUUAUAAAAGAGUUGUCUUGAAGAUCAUGAUUCAAUAUGAUAGCUUCAAUUCAAACAGUUUGUAUUAUAGAAUAUUAUACACAUCUUAGGCAUUCUUAUUGUGUGAAGCAACAUAUUCGAUUUGAUAGAUACCUCUUUGAUUAAUU